This is a messenger RNA of Penicillium salamii, 1533 nucleotides long. Lineage: Eukaryota; Fungi; Ascomycota; Eurotiomycetes; Eurotiales; Aspergillaceae. The record is from the annotation of a GenBank genome assembly.
AUGCUGAACAUCAGAGACCUGCCCAACGAGCUUUUGCUGUGGAUUGUGUCGCAUUUGGAUGGUAGUGCGAUGUUCGCCCUUGCAAAAUCAUGCAAAGACCUCGAUCUUAGACUCCAGCCCAGCAUCUGGAGAUAUAACAUCAAAUUCCAGAACAGCAACCUGUUGCACCUGGCCGUCAAAGACGACAAUGUUAAUCUUGCGGCGGUUUUGCUCCAGCACAAUGCCAACAUCAAUGCCUUUUACCGAGGGAAAACACCGUUGAUGAGGGCGUUUCAAUACUCUUCCGCUGCAAUGCGUGAGCUGCUGCUCAAUCGUCGAGAGCUAGACCUCAACAUUCAUAAUCAAGCGCGCGAAACCGCGCUGUGGUAUGCCAUUCACUAUGGAAAUUACUCCAUGGUCAACAGACUUUUAGAACACCCCAAAGUCAGAGUGGACAUCAAACACAAACACGGCCGAACGGCGCUGCACCUAGCGGUCUUCGCUGGCAGGAUAGAGUUCGUACAUAUUUUGCUGUCAAGAGGUAGCAACCCUGAUCUACAGGAUGAUUCAGGCGACUCACCGUGGGCCUGGGCACGCCAUUUCAAUAGACCCGUGAUGAAAAUGAUUCUUUCCAAAGACCCCGACUCCGACUUGUUUCUUGGAAAUCAAUCAUCAUGGGACGCUCCGCUACCGCUGCAUCAAGCAGUCGCCCAUGGUUCUGUCGCCGCUGUCCGGCGGCUUCUUAGACGAAAAGAUCCGGCGCUAGACACCCAGGACCGGAAAGGUUAUACGCCGAUCCAUCUCGCCAUCGAAUGCAAUCGCCCUGAAGUGGUCGAUUUGCUCCUGCGUCACCCGCGUGCCAAUGUGAACUGCACAGAUAAAGAUGGAAAUACGCCGCUUUGGCUUUCCACUUACUCGUCUUCCUUUGAGAUAACCGAAAGGCUGUUGGCCGAGAAAGACAUCAACGUUAAUUUUAUUGGGGGCCGUGGGAGAUUCGAAAUGCCGUCUACAUCUCUACACCACGCCGCGAUCAGAUUGGAUACCAUGCUUCUACGGCGGCCGCUUGCGGUGCCAGAGAUCGAUCCGAAUCUCUGCGUUGCAGGUCACUCUCCAAUCUCCAUUGCCGCAUCCCGCGGAUGCGUGAGCACGGUUGCUUGUCUGCUGAGUAUGGGGAGCGUGGAGAUCAAUGGGAUGGGCAUCAUAGAUCCGCCAAUCUGUCAAGCGGCUGCACACGGCCAUCAUGAUGUGGUCCGGCUAUUAGUGCAAGAAGGCACACGUCUGAACAUCAAUGAAAGCACGAUCGUAUCCCACGACACUGCACUCUGCAUUGCUGCCCGUGCUGGUGACUUGGAGAUGGUCCAGGCACUCUUGUCCCAUCACCAAAUUGAUGUCAACCUCCGGAAUGAAUAUUUCGAGGAUCCGUUGAUGUUGGCAGUCAAGGCAAGAGACGACUGCAUCAAGAGUGCUAUUCGGAACAGAAUGGAAUCCAACAACUCUCGUCAAACAUCGUUGAGGCGGUCUCCGAGGAUGAAGUUUGGUCGUCUGGAGAGUUAG